Molecule: messenger RNA, 2685 nt
Organism: Rhododendron vialii
Lineage: Eukaryota; Viridiplantae; Streptophyta; Magnoliopsida; Ericales; Ericaceae
Product: ATP-dependent (S)-NAD(P)H-hydrate dehydratase
Exons: 10
Coding region: 337-2499 (720 amino acids)
Biological process (GO): metabolite repair
Molecular function (GO): ATP-dependent NAD(P)H-hydrate dehydratase activity
Source: RefSeq, a predicted model, not a curated record
AAAUCUGUGGUUUUUAAUGUGGAAAAGUUUGAUGGCACAAAUAACUUAGGUGUGUGUCAGUGCGAAGUGAUGGAUGUCUUGAUUCAAUAGGAGUUGGACAUUGCUUUGGAAGACCGACCUGAUGAUUGGACUGAGAAGAAAUGGGAUCUGAUUAAUCGGCAGGCUUGCGGAACAAUCAGGUUGUGUCUUGCUAGGGAUCAGAAAUACUUUGUUAUGCAGGAGACGAAAGCGAAGGAUCUUUGGAAGAAGCUCGAGGAUAAUUUUAUGACCAAGAAUGUAGGGAAUCGUCUUUACUAGAAGAAGAUCUUCUGUUUCCAGUAUCGCUUAGGUGUUUCUAUGAUUGAGCAUCUGAAUGACUAUAACAAGAUACUUGCCGACCUUCAAAAAUUGGAAGUAGAAAUUCUUGAUGAGGAUAAAGUCCUACUUUUGUUGAAUUCCUUGCCCAAUGCUUAUGAUCAUUUAAUUACGACAUUGUUGUAUGAGAAGGAUGAAAUUAGGUUUGAUGAUGUCUCUAAUGCUCUGGUUAACAAUGAAUACCGUAAGAAAGGUAAGCAGACCCAUAGGGGCUCAUCCAGUGAAGCAUUGACAGUUAGAGGCAUGGUUAACAAUGAAUACUGUAAUAAAGAUAAGCAGACCCAUAGGGGCUCAUCCAGUGAAGCCUUGACAGUUAGAGGCACACCGGAGAGUAAGAAAUCAAGUAACAAAGGCAGUAACAUGGGUUGUUCUCACUCUAGGUCGAGAAGGGCCUUAUCGUCCGAUAAAAUUGCUAGGGAUGAAUGUGCAUAUUGUCACAAAAAGGGGCAUCGGAAAAAGUACUGUCUGACGUUGCAGAAGCAUAAUAGGGACACCAAUAAUUCCCAGGCUAAUUUGGCACACUUGGAUGAUGAAGAUUCUAAUCAAGCUUUGUUGGGUUUGUCAUUGGUUUGUCAAGCUGUUCAGUGGAUUAUGGAUUCUGGUUGUACCUAUCAUAUGUGUUCGAAUAAGGAUUGGUUCUCUAGAAUGGAUAUAAUCGAUGGUGGAGCUGUUUUUAUGGGUAAUGAUCAUGCUUGUAAGACACAUGGGGUGGGUAAAAUUAGACUAAAGUUGCAUGAUGGAUCCAUUCGUGUUUUGACAGAAGUUUGGUAUGUUCCGGACUUGAAGAAGAAUCUCAUCUCACUUGGUACUUUAGACUCCAAAGGUUAUCGUAUCACUCUCGAAGGUGGAAUUCUAAAGGUUGGUAAUGGUGCGAGGCUUGUGAUGAAGGGCACUUGGCAGAACAACUUGUAUUUUCUACAGGGGAGUACAAUUGUGGGUGGAGCAGCCACGGCUAGUAGCAAUGUGGGGAAGGAUACACUUGAUACUACCAGUCUUUGGCACAUGCGUUUGGGUGAUGCGGGUGACAAAGCCAUGCAAGACAACAGUUGUAUGUUGAAUUCCUCUGCAAUUGCGAGAAGGCAACAGUUCUUGAUUAGGGCUUUAGGUGGUUACUACCACAAUCAAACCCAUCAUCAGUUGAGAAUGCAAUCUAUGAUUAGUGGGUCAGGUUUAGAGGAUGACGAUUUGGGGAAUUUAAGGUCAAUCACUCGACCUCUUGACCCAACUCGGUACAAGGGCCACACUGGUAAGAUAGCUGUCAUAGGAGGGUGUCGCGAAUACACAGGUGCCCCAUACUUUUCUGCCAUAUCAGCUUUAAAAAUUGGUGCAGAUUUAUCUCAUGUUUUUUGCACUAAAGAUGCAGCUCCAAUUAUAAAAGGCUACAGCCCUGAGUUAAUCGUGCACCCUGUGCUGGAAGAAUCCUACAGUGUCAGGGACGAGGACAAAAAAUCAAUCUCAGAAAGAGUUCUUGCUGAGGUUGAGAAGUGGAUGGAAAGAUUUGAUUGCCUUGUUGUUGGUCCGGGACUUGGAAGGGACCCGUUUCUUCUGGACUGUGUUAGUAACAUCAUAAAGCAAGCACGGCACUCAAGCAUCCCAAUUGUCAUAGACGCGGAUGGGCUUUUUCUUGUCACAAACAAUCUUGAUCUGGUCAGUGGCUACCCGUUGGCUAUCCUAACCCCUAAUAUAAAUGAAUACAAGCGCCUUGUUCAAAGUGUACUAAAUUGUGAAGUAAAUGAUCAAGAUGCUCCUGGACAACUACUCUCUCUUGCCAAACGGAUUGGUGGUGUAACGAUUUUACGGAAAGGAAAAUCAGAUCUCGUCAGUGAUGGUAAUAAAGUUAUGUCAGUGAGCAUGUAUGGUUCUCCUCGGCGAUGUGGUGGCCAGGGCGAUAUACUUUCUGGAAGUGUUGCGGUGUUUGUUUCUUGGGCCCGCCAAUAUAUCUCUUCUGCUAAGGAGGAAUUGGGCAUGAACCCUACAGUGUUGGGGUGCAUUGCUGGGUCUGCUUUAGUGAGGAAAGCAGCAUCGCUUGCCUUCGAGAAUAAAAGAAGAUCGACGCUGACCGGUGAUAUAAUCGAGUGCUUGGGAAGAAGUUUGGAGGAAAUUUGUCCAGUGAGUUGUAUCCACCGUUCACUUCUGGAUCAAUGAGCUAAAUGUUUACUCCGUUGGCAAUGAAGUCUUGUUUUUUCUUAUAAAUGGGAGUCUUGCCCACCUAGUGUAAAUGAGACGAUAAAUGAUCUUCAUGUAACAAGUAUUUCUGAGAAAACACUGCUUUUAGUAGCUUGUUAUUGGGAGAUUUGAUGUAUCAAGGCAGGGUACUUGUUGGUUUUGCUA